This is a messenger RNA of Ostrinia furnacalis (Asian corn borer), 1544 nucleotides long. RefSeq names its product fatty acid-binding protein-like. The record is from RefSeq and is a predicted model, not a curated record. NCBI's taxonomy places the organism in Eukaryota, Metazoa, Arthropoda, Insecta, Lepidoptera, Crambidae. The transcript has 5 exons. The coding region runs from base 67 to 486 and encodes 139 amino acids.
GCGACUGGUGAGAUGUGACAAGGAAUAUCAACACCGAUAUGAAAAUAUAAAACAUUUACAAACAAAAUGUCGUUCUUUGGCAAAAAAUUCAGGAGGAUAGGCUGUGAGAACAUGGAAGCGUUAGUGAAACAAACGAAUCCAAUAAGUCCUCAACUGGCCUACAUACUAAACGCCCCUGCUCCAGUAUUUUCGUACACACAGCACAGUCCUGACCAGUACAUCUUCAGACUCGAAUUGGACAGCAAGGUCAUGUCGCACUUCUUCAGGCUAGGAGAGGAGCUUGAGCUGGAGAAAAAGGAUGGGAGCAAGGUCAAAGUUACAUACACACUAGGAGCACACAAUGUCCUGCAUAAAGUCGUUCAAACCCAGGACGGCAAGAAGAUGGCACAUUUUAGACAGGAAUUCGGGGAAAAUGAAGCUAUUAUGUACAUAAAGCUGGAUGGAUCUGACGUCGAAGGAAGAGUAUAUUACGAGGCCGUCACUUAGUCAGUAAAAAUCUAGUAGAUAUUUAAUCAUAGUUAUUCUAUCUACGUUUUUUCAUGUACAAAAAAGACCGCAAUAUUGUACGCGAGAAAUUUAAAAACUGUACAGCAAUGUAUGUACAGACGACAGCAUAUUAUCAAUGUAAACAUCUUAUUUAUGUAGUAAUAAGUGCUACGUUCCAACAAAAUGCUUACUGUUUAGUUUAAUAUGCUGUGGACUGUACAAACGACAGCACACACGGGACUAUUCCCACCGCUGCCUUCUAUGCCAGGAUCUACAGCUUGAUCGCCAAUAAAAACCCAACCAGUCAAGGUCAAGUUUGUCCCGGGGGAAUGUUAAACUGUCAUUGGACCUGCAACGAAAUUAAUCAGAAGAACAUAGGAGGAGUUCGAAGUUAAGGUUCGACUUCCCUCCUCCGGAUGACAAGUGACAAUCAAAGGCUUAGCACGAUACGACGGCACAUCCAAACAUAGUGCCAUCAUGCUAAGAGGUGCGGUCAUCAUUGUCAUUUCAGCCAAAUAACGUCCAGCUAGUAGACAGUGGGUGCGUUAUUGCUACAAAUUUUCUAUUGUAUUGAAUUUCUGUAAAAAUAGGCUUAAGCUUGGAAAUACAUAAAUAAAAUUGUAGUCUCUGAUGUGCUGUCGACUUCGCCUUAAUACAAUAAAUAAAAAUUUCAGUAUUUUUAUGUAUUGUUAAGUAAUAGUUGUUAUUAAGUAGAUAAUAUACAGAAAUAACUCAUAGACUAAAUUGUAGAUUUUAUUCUUUUUCGGGCUCAGUAUAGGGCCCUGAAAAAGAAUAGAGUCCGACACUAACGCCCGAUUCGACCAAACUUUUAUCCGAGAAUAACUCCGGGUAUAACUGACACAUUGACAGUUUCAGUAUGGGAAAUGUAUCAAAAUGUCGAAUAAAAUUGACGAUUUAUUCUGAGAUUAAUAUUUACUAUUGUUUGGUCGAAACCACCCUAAGCUAGAUUACAUAAACUCAGAACAGUAUAGUUUUAUCGGCGUACCUAAGUCAUUAUAAUUUAUUAUUGUAAAAUAAAGUAUUACUAAUUUAAGUUA